Elaeis guineensis (African oil palm) is the source of this 1259-nucleotide messenger RNA. Its product is annotated as basic endochitinase A. NCBI's taxonomy places the organism in Eukaryota, Viridiplantae, Streptophyta, Magnoliopsida, Arecales, Arecaceae. The record is from RefSeq and is a predicted model, not a curated record. Gene Ontology annotation, molecular function: chitinase activity; chitin binding. Gene Ontology annotation, biological process: cell wall macromolecule catabolic process; defense response to fungus; carbohydrate metabolic process.
ACUCCUACAACAAAAAUAGCAGAGUUUAAAGAAGACUAAAGAAAUGAAGCUCUGGUUCUUGGCAAUACUUUGCUUGGCCUCCAUUCUUGGCAGCCUCGCACAGCAGUGCGGUAGCCAAGCCGGGGGGCAGACAUGCCCCAAUGGGCUGUGCUGCAGCCAAUAUGGCUACUGUGGUUCUACCUCAGCUUACUGCGGGGAUGGCUGCCAGAGCCAGUGCAGCGGUGGUGGCUCAACUCCCAGUCCAACCCCUCCAAGCCCAACACCUAGUGGUGGCUCGGGUGUCGCCUCUCUCAUCAGCUCAUCACUGUUCGACCAAAUGCUCAUGCACCGCAACGACGCUGUCUGCCCGGCUAAUGGAUUCUACACCUACGAUGCUUUCAUUUCUGCGGCGAAUUUCUUCAGUGGCUUCGGGACAACUGGGGACGAUACCACGCGCAAGAGGGAGAUCGCUGCUUUCUUGGCACAGACCUCCCAUGAAACAACUGGUGGGUGGGCGACCGCACCUGACGGCCCUUAUGCCUGGGGCUACUGUUUUAAAGAAGAGCAAGGCGCUACCUCGGAUUAUUGCGUCCAAAGUGCCCAGUGGCCUUGUGCUCCGGGAAAGAAGUACUACGGCCGAGGACCAAUACAAAUCUCCUACAACUACAACUAUGGACCAGCUGGUGAAGCCAUUGGCCAAGACCUGCUCAACAAUCCGGACUUGGUCGCCACCAACCCAGAUGUCUCCUUCGAAACGGCGUUAUGGUUCUGGAUGACCCCACAAUCCCCAAAACCUUCAUGUCAUGAUGUCAUCACCGGGCAAUGGACGCCGUCGGCUGCCGAUCAAGCAGCGGGACGUGUUCCAGGAUAUGGUGUCAUAACCAACAUCAUCAACGGUGGGCUCGAGUGUGGCAGGGGGCAGGAUAGUAGGGUGGAAGACCGGAUCGGGUUCUACAAGAGAUACUGUGACCUUUUGGGAGUGAGCUAUGGAGACAACUUGGACUGCUACAACCAGAGGCCUUUUAAUAGUGAGCUAUGGAGACAACUUGGACUGCUACAACCAGAGGCCUUUUAAUCAAUAAGUUGUAUAACGAAAGCCUGUAAUAAUAAAGCUGUAAGGCUCCUUUGUGGUACUAAAUAAAUCAGCGACAUGGCAGCUGUGCCAUGAGUAAGUGGGGAUAUCAUAUAUCUUAUAGCCUGAUAAUUAAUGGAAGUCUGAUGGCAAUCGAACGAAGUUGAUAAUAAAAGCAAAAGAAUAAAUGAAAGUUUGUUCAAUUGUU